UAGCAAAACAAAUAAUAAAAAUAAAAAUGAUUAGGAAGCCUCGAAGCCUUAUCUGCUCGUCGUCGUCGUCUUCUUCUUCUUCGAGCUCAUCUUCUACCAUUCACGUUCUCUACGAGGUGCAGGAUAGGAACUCUCAACUUGUUCCUUGAGGUUGAGUACGAUUCUUAACAAUCUUAGCAUGGCAAUGCAUUCGCAUUGAGCAAGCCAAGUAUGUAACAGGUAUUCGAUUAAGAAGAAUCAACCACCGAUUAUCAGUGCUGUUUCAAGCUUUAAGCUCGCCAUCGAUUCUCCGAGCUCACUCGGCUCUGUCGCCUUUCUGGUUGGGUCGAUUCUGUACAAUGAAUGCUUCAUUUUGCUGUAAUCAUAUUCAACAACACCCACAACUCUUUAAAACUCAACAUCCAAGCUCCUCCCUGAGGGCGAGAAACCCUAUUCAAUGGCCAUCUGCAGUUAUUCAGACGGCGGAGAGCCAAGUGGCGACUGAGGAAGCUACCUCCCAAUCGGAAUCUGUUGCUCGUCGCCUUAUUCUGCUUCGUCAUGCUAGGAGUUCACGGCAAAAGCUUUCAUUGCGAGAUCAUGAUCGCCCCUUGAGUAAAGAUGGAAAAGUUGAUGCUAUUAAAAUUGCUCAUAAACUCCAAGAAUUGAGUUGGAUCCCUGAACUUAUUUUAUCCAGUGAUGCCAAGCGAACCAGAGAAACACUUAAGAUAAUGCAGGAUCAAGUUAGUGGUUUUUCGGAAGCAGAGGUUCAUUUCAUUUCCAGUUUUUAUUCCAUUGCUGCCAUGGAUGGUCAGACUGCGGAGCACCUUCAGCAGGUUAUCUGUAAUUAUUCAAGGAACGAGAUAAUUACAGUCAUGUGUAUGGGACAUAAUAAAGGGUGGGAAGAGGCAGCCUCAAUGUUUAGUGGUUCCUCCAUAAAACUGAAGACAUGCAAUGCUGCUUUGCUUGAGGCUUCAGGAAAAUCAUGGGAUGAGGCAUUUGCUUUGGCGGGACUAGGUGGAUGGAAGCUUCAUGGCAUAGUAAAACCAAAUAGUAGAUCAUAGAACAUUUUAAAGUUUUCUAGAAUAGCUCAGCAGAUAGCAACCAUUCGCUGUACCCAAAUUCACCCUUUGAAUGCUUAUUUAUCUAUAUAUAAUAAUUUUUAAUUUUUCUUUGAAGGGUGUUUAAUGAACUUUCGACUUCUUGGCCUUGUGUAUAUUUAGCAGCGAGAAUUUUGUCAUUUAAA
Molecule: messenger RNA, 1222 nt
Organism: Benincasa hispida (wax gourd)
Lineage: Eukaryota; Viridiplantae; Streptophyta; Magnoliopsida; Cucurbitales; Cucurbitaceae
Product: Phosphoglycerate mutase family protein
Source: RefSeq, a predicted model, not a curated record